UUGGCAACAACCAAAUUGCUUUGAAGGUAUGACAUCGGGUAAUCCAGAGAAUACGGUUGACAUAACGAAGCUCAGCCCAGAGGAGCAAAAGCUCUUCCGUCUUUACGGAAGACUUCCACAGCGUAAAGACCUUUUAGUUCAAAAAUUACAGCAAGGAAGAAAAUAUUUUGAUUCAGGCGACUACGCAUUAAAUAAAGCUGGUAAAGCGUCCGAUGCUGGCAUAACCUGUAUAGGUAAAGAAAUACCUUCACCAGAAACAAUCCCUCAUAGGAUUGCCGUCACGGGCUCUCCAUCAAAGGAACCAUCAAUCCAUGUCAAGCGACCAACGGAUUCGGCACCAAGCGAAGUCAGUAGUCGAAGAGAGUCCAUUGUCCAACACUUCGACAAUGACGACAACGACAGUUUGAAUCACGAGAAUAAGAAUACAGAAUAGGAAUGCUAAUUAAACAUCAUGUAUAGCCAUGUGAAUUUGCUACUUCGUAAUGAAUCUUCGCGCUUAUUAAUUAUAGAGGUUCAAGGACUCGCCUGUCGUUCCCCUUUGUUAUUUUACGUUAUUUUUUCUCGCUGAUGGUGUAACUAAGCAAUAAUCUUAAUAUUUAGUUCCUCCGUGUUUUGUACUAAUAGGUACAACUGUCAUGCUUCUUGUUAGGUGGUAUGUUCGAGUUCUUCACCUUUACUACUUUUUUCGUUAAUUUUUUGAGAUCAAGUACUUUUUAACUUGCUCAUUGUAAAUUUCUUUUCUUAAAAUUAUAUACGAUUAGUUUAAAUUCGUUAUGUGAAUAUUUUGAACAUUUGGAAUGGCUUGUGAGUUUAAUGACAGGAUAUUGUAGAUAUAGUUUGUAGCUGUAUGACUAUAUCUUGCCAUGAGACUUUUCUCUUUAUGUUGUACAAAACACUCUUGUUUUGUGUAUUUUGAAAUGUUUAUAUGCUAAUGGAAAAUAAUACUUCAUUGCUAAUAAUUAGAUACUUAAGGUACCAUUUCAUUCGUAAAGAAAUAAGC
Schizosaccharomyces octosporus yFS286 is the source of this 1000-nucleotide messenger RNA. Its product is annotated as endosulphine family protein. The transcript is spliced from 3 exons. Gene Ontology annotation, molecular function: protein phosphatase inhibitor activity. Lineage: Eukaryota; Fungi; Ascomycota; Schizosaccharomycetes; Schizosaccharomycetales; Schizosaccharomycetaceae. The coding region runs from base 29 to 433 and encodes 134 amino acids. The record is from RefSeq and is a predicted model, not a curated record. Gene Ontology annotation, cellular component: cytoplasm.